Molecule: messenger RNA, 1311 nt
Organism: Tilletiopsis washingtonensis
Lineage: Eukaryota; Fungi; Basidiomycota; Exobasidiomycetes; Entylomatales
Exons: 3
Coding region: 1-1311 (436 amino acids)
Source: RefSeq, a predicted model, not a curated record
AUGAGCGGCUCGCAGGCGGCCUACACGUACCUCUCCUUCCAGCGACCGCCGCCGUCGCGCGUCGCGCCGGGCGAGGCUGUGGGUGUGUCGCCGCUCAUCUGCUCGGACCUGCGCGACCUGGUGCACACGCCCGCCGAGCCGCUGCUGCUGCGGCUGCAGUGGGUCGUGCUGCAGCAGGGCCAGCUGCGCGCCGUGCCGAAGCAGGAGCCAGUCUCGGUCACAUGGAGUGGGCCGCAGGAUGCCUACCGCGUCACGACGCUCACGGCGCCCGCCCUGCGGCACGACGCAGAGCUGCGCCUCGCCAUGUGGGCCGAGCACCGGCCGGCGACGCACAAGCGUCGCAAGAAUGGCGAGGCCGACCUGGGCGUGCAUCUGUGCACGGCAUUCGAUAGUCGGCGGCACGCAGACGAUGCUCUCGAUGCGCUGCCUAUCCCUGUCGUGACGGGCCCGAUCCGCGUGGGCCGAGGUGCUGCAGGAAACGACAAGGUGGACUCGACCUCUCGACUCUUCACGCUCGGGCGCCAAGAGAGAUAUCGUGUGCUGGAGAUCCGCGAGCAGACUGGCUUCGCACUCGACAAGCACGUCUGGGACGCCGCCAUGCACCUCAGUCGGCUGCUUGUGGAGGUGCUGCCAGCCGGGGCAGCCGAGGUCGAGGCUAAGGACCUUGAGAUGGAGCGGACAGCUCGCAAUCAUCUGCAAUCACUCUGCACCGCCCCGAGCCUUCGCGUCGUAGAGCUCGGUGCUGGCACAGCCAUGCUCUCCAUCAUGCUCGCUGCGCUGUGGAACAAGAGGACAGCAAGCUCGCCCGCCUCGUCAGAAGACGAUGCGCCGUCUCGCACGACGCUUGAAUGCUGGGCCACCGACCUCGAGCCCGCGUUGUCGCUCAUCGACACCAACAUCGGUCUCAACUCGGCAAGUCUAGCAGCGCGUGACGAUCGCAGCGUGCUUGUUCGCUCGCUGCUCCUCGACUGGGACGCGGAAAAGCUGCCUGCGGAGCUAAGGCGCACAGACGGAGCCGCAGCAGACAUCGUGCUCGCUUCGGACUGCACGUACAACCCCUCCUCCUUCACCGCACUUGCUCGCACGAUUGCGCGUCUCCUCUCGAGCUCGUCAUCGGCAGCGCAGGACGGCCCUGGGCCACUUGCCCUGCUGGCGAAGAAGCACCGCCACAUCGACGAGGAAGCACUGUGGGACACGCUGGCGGCGCACAGGCUCAGCGCCAGGCUGAUCGCAGGCCGCGCCCCCUCGACGCACGACGACGCCGACUACGAGGGCUGGGGCAUCUGGCUGCUCACGCUCGACGCAGCGUAA